AUGCAUUAUCAACUUAAGUAUGUCGAUGUUCCAUAUGUUCAGGACGUGGUGCUUGAAAUCAAGGCAGACAAAUUCUGGGCCUUAAGUGUAAGAGAAGCUAUUAAGUACCUCACAGAAGCUCUGCAGUCUGUCAAUGAAUUAGAGCUUGAAGAUACUCUGGAAAAGAUCAUUGAUGCAGUCGAAAAGCAGCCCUUGUCAUCAAACAUGAUCGAACGACCUGCAGUGGAGGCCGCAGUCCAGGAGUGCAGUCAUUCAGCUGAGGAAACGCUAGAGCAUAUUUUCAAUAUCAUAGGAGCUUUUGAUAUUCCACGCUUUGUGUACAAUUCAGAAAGAAAAAAAUUUCUCCCUCUAUUAAUGACCAACCACCCUGCACCAAAUUUAUUUGGAACAGCAAGAGAUAAAGCAGAGCUGUAUCGUGAACGAUACACCAUUUUGCAUCAGAGGACCCACAGACAUGAAUUAUUUACUCCUCCAGUGAUCGGUUCUCACCCUGAUGAAAUGGGAAGCAAAUUCCAGCUUAAAACAAUAGAAACUUUACUGGGUAGUACAACCAAGAUCGGAGAUGUGAUUGUUCUUGGAAUGAUAACCCAGUUAAAAGAGGGGAAAUUUUUUUUGGAAGAUCCUACUGGGACAGUACAACUGGAUCUUAGUAAAGCUCAGUUCCAUAGCGGUUUAUACACAGAGGCGUGCUUUGUCUUGGCAGAAGGUUGGUUUGAAGAUCAAGUGUUCCAUGUCAAUGCUUUUGGGUUUCCACCCACCGAGCCCGCAAGUACUACCAGGGCAUACUAUGGAAAUAUUAAUUUUUUUGGAGGGCCUUCUAAUACAUCUGUAAAGACUUCUGCAAAACUAAAACAACUUGAAGAUGAAAAUAAAGACGCCAUGUUUGUGUUUAUAUCUGAUGUCUGGUUGGACCAAGUGGAAGUGUUGGAAAAACUUCACACAAUGUUUUCUGGGUUUAUAACCCUUAGCACUUUUGUCUUCUUGGAGCAAACAAUGCAUUGUGCAGCUGUCCUGACCAUGGGCUCUUUUCCAAGAAGUGGAUUUUCAUUCAAAGUUUUUUACCCUUCCAACAAGACAGUAGAAGAUAGCAAACUACAAGGCUUUUGAUUCUUAAAGGCAUCUGAAGAAAAAGAUUCAUGUUUUCUACUUUAUAUCUAUGUAAUUCCUAUAUUAAAUUAUAAAAUUACAGUGGA
This is a messenger RNA of Octodon degus (degu), 1193 nucleotides long. RefSeq names its product DNA polymerase epsilon 2, accessory subunit (gene Pole2). Gene Ontology annotation, cellular component: epsilon DNA polymerase complex. Gene Ontology annotation, biological process: error-prone translesion synthesis; DNA-templated DNA replication. The transcript has 14 exons. The coding region runs from base 1 to 1107 and encodes 368 amino acids. NCBI's taxonomy places the organism in Eukaryota, Metazoa, Chordata, Mammalia, Rodentia, Octodontidae. Gene Ontology annotation, molecular function: DNA binding. The record is from RefSeq and is a predicted model, not a curated record.